AUGAUGAACAAAGCCAUCGGAAAACUGCACAGAAACAGAGCUCUUUUCUUUUGUUGUGAUAUUCAAGAUCGAUUUAGAAAUUUAAUUCAUAAUUUUCCCUCUGUGCUCUAUGUUGCUUCUAUGAUGAAUCAAGCCUCAUCUCUCAUGAAUAUUCCUUUCAUUGCUACCGAGCAAUAUGUAAAAGCCUUCGGAAAGACUUGUCCCGAAGUAAAUUUACCAAAUCCUCCAAAAGAAGACUAUUAUCUAUUUGAAAAGAAGAAGUUUUCAAUGCUUACAGAGGAUGUUAAAAAAGUAUUAGAAAAGUAUCCACAACGAGAUCAAAUUGUGUUGUUUGGUAUUGAAGCUCAUGUUUGUGUUUUGCAAACUGCUUUGGAUUUGUUAGAGGCUAACAAGGAAGUGCAUGUACUUGCAGAUGGUACAUCCUCACAGAGAUCUUUUGAUCGAAGUGUAGCCUUUGAAAGAAUGAGACAAUCAGGUGCUUUCAUCACUUCAUGUGAAAGUGCUUUAUUUCAAAUGAUGGAAGGAGCUGAUUAUGAAAAGUUCAAGGAAGUGAGUGCAUUGAUGAAUCCAAAACUCAGCCAACUUCGUCCUCAUCCUGGUGAAUUCAAUCAGUAA
This is a messenger RNA of Naegleria fowleri, 615 nucleotides long. RefSeq lists its product as uncharacterized. Lineage: Eukaryota; Heterolobosea; Eutetramitea; Acrasida; Naegleriidae. The record is from RefSeq and is a predicted model, not a curated record. The transcript has a single exon. Bases 1 to 615 code for a protein of 204 amino acids.